Molecule: messenger RNA, 1255 nt
Organism: Mercurialis annua (annual mercury)
Lineage: Eukaryota; Viridiplantae; Streptophyta; Magnoliopsida; Malpighiales; Euphorbiaceae
Product: chloroplast processing peptidase
Exons: 5
Coding region: 122-1066 (314 amino acids)
Biological process (GO): thylakoid membrane organization
Cellular component (GO): chloroplast thylakoid membrane
Molecular function (GO): serine-type endopeptidase activity
Source: RefSeq, a predicted model, not a curated record
UGAUAGAGACAACUUGCCGUUUGCAACUAGAUAACCGUUACUUGUUUAGUCUAGCCAUGGGGGAAAUAGAAAAGAAAAAUUCAAAGCUGACUGAAAUCGAACAGUAAAUAAAGUCCAAGAGAUGAUAUCUUUACAACUUCUAUCUCCUUUAUCUUCAUUAGACAUUCACAAUUUGAGAAACCCUAAUUUAACCUCAGUUCCCUCAUCUAAACCCUACAAAAACCCAAAUUUUACAGUCUUCAAUCUUCACUUAGGUCCAAAUUCUUGUAAUACAACACUUACCCAGUCCAAUUCUCGUACAAACCAUCAUAACCCGCUUCUCAAUUUCUCCCAAUUUAGAAGGGGAACUUGCAAUGGAGUUAAGGGUUCCGGUGAGGAGACCAGUACAGCGAUUGAUUCCGGUGGUGGAAGUGGCGGUGGUGGUGGAGGUGGGGGUGAUGAUGAUGGAGAUGAGGAGGUGGAGAAAAAAGGUGGGAUUUUACCAGAGUGGGUAGAUUUUACUUCUGAUGAUGCAAAGACUGUGUUUUUAGCUUUGGCAGUUUCGUUUGCUUUUAGGGCGUUUAUAGCUGAACCCAGAUUUAUUCCUUCUUUGUCUAUGUAUCCAACUUUUGAUGUUGGUGAUCGAAUUGUUGCUGAGAAGGUUUCGUAUUAUUUCAGAAAUCCUUGUGCAAAUGAUAUAGUGAUUUUCAAGAGUCCGCCGGUUCUUCAGGAGGUUGGAUACACUGACAAUGACGUCUUCAUUAAACGAAUUGUUGCCAAGGAAGGCGACGUUGUGGAGGUUCGUUCAGGGAAGCUUGUAGUCAAUGGAGUUGAAAGAAAUGAAAACUUUAUUCUGGAAUCGCCCAAGUAUGACAUGACUCCAAUUCGUGUGCCUGAGAAAUCAGUUUUCGUGAUGGGCGAUAAUCGCAAUAAUAGUUACGACUCACAUGUGUGGGGUCCUCUUCCUGCAAAGAAUAUAAUCGGAAGAUCAAUUUUUCGCUAUUGGCCCCCUAACAGGAUCGGUGGCACUGUUCUUGAGACUGGUUGUGCCGUUGACAAGCAAGAAACUGUUUCGGUUUCCCCCUAAUCGGUCCAUCGAGCUGGACCAUUUUAGCUCCAUUUUUGGUCUUGCAGAUAUGGCUUAGUCGUUCGCUAGGGAGGCACAAUUAUUGCCACUUUUUAAAGGCCUUAUUGAAAUUAGAUUUGCUCCUGUAAUCAAUAAUUCAAUAAAUAUUAUAAUCUCGAAUCAAAUAAUUUUGUCAGUUUGAUUCGGUUA